Molecule: messenger RNA, 792 nt
Organism: Sclerotinia borealis F-4128
Lineage: Eukaryota; Fungi; Ascomycota; Leotiomycetes; Helotiales; Sclerotiniaceae
Source: the annotation of a GenBank genome assembly
AUGUUUAGAAACAAUUAUGAUAACGAUUCUGUUACUUUCUCUCCACAAGGACGUAUCUUUCAGGUCGAAUAUGCUUCGGAGGCUGUGAAACAGGGAAGUGUUGUCGUGGGAAUAGUUAGCAAGACUCAUGCUGUUCUUGUAGCUUUAAAGAGAAACGCAGAAGAACUCUCCUCGUACCAAAAAAAAGUAAUCGCCAUUGACGAGCAUCUCGGCCUCGCCCUCGCCGGUCUCGCCUCCGACGCCCGCGUCCUCUCCAACUUCAUGAAAAACCAAGCCCUCUCCUCGCGCCUAACCUACGACCGAGCCAUCCCCCUCGAACGCCUCGUGGCUUCCAUCGGCGACCGCGCCCAAUCCAAUACUCAACACUACGGCAAACGACCCUACGGCGUCGGACUCCUCGUAGCCGGCGUCGACGAAACCGGCCCCCAUCUCUUCGAAUUUCAACCCUCGGGCAUGACGCACGAAAUGGUAGCGUGUGCGAUUGGCGCGCGGUCGCAAAUGGCGCGCACGUAUCUAGAGAGACAUUUGGAGGAAUUUGCAGAGUGUGGGAGAGAGGAAUUGGUGAAGCAUGGGUUGAGGGCGCUGAAGGAGAGUUUGGCGCAGGAUAAGGAGUUGACGGUUGAGAAUACGAGUGUGGGCGUGGUGGGGUUGAAGCCUAAGGGUGAGAAGGGUAUUGAGGCUUUCAAACUUUUUGAUGGGCAGGAUGUUAAGCAGUGGGUUGAUUUGGUCGCUGAUGGUGCUGAGGGUGCUGAGGGUGCGGAGGCGGCUGAUAGUAUGGAGGUAGAUGCUUAG